CGCCCCGAACCCGGAAGCCUUUUGUCUCGCGCGACCCGGAUGCGCUUCCCCGCGCGGAAGCCGGAAGUGCCUCCGUCCCCGGCCGCUGGGGCGGAAAGCUGCGCGUGCGCAGUGAGGCGCUCUCUGGCGGGCCUGCGAGGAGCCGCGAGCGCCGGUUCCUUUUCUCACCUAAGUCACUUGAAGUGCAAAAGUCCCAAUCAUGGAUUUUCAACAUCGCCCUGGAGGUAAAACUGGGAGUGGAGGCGUAGCCUCAUCUUCAGAAAGUAACCGAGACCGCAGAGAGAGGCUUCGGCAGCUGGCUUUGGAAACUAUUGACAUCAACAAGGAUCCUUAUUUCAUGAAAAAUCACUUGGGUUCUUAUGAAUGCAAACUCUGUCUAACGCUGCACAACAAUGAGGGAAGCUAUUUAGCACAUACUCAGGGGAAAAAGCAUCAGACCAAUUUGGCUCGCCGAGCUGCCAAGGAAGCUAAAGAAGCCCCUGCCCAACCUGCACCAGAAAAAGUCAAAGUGGAAGUGAAAAAAUUUGUGAAAAUUGGACGACCGGGUUAUAAAGUGACCAAACAGAGAGAUCCGGAAAUGGGCCAGCAGAGCCUCCUCUUCCAGAUAGAUUACCCAGAGAUUGCUGAAACCAUCAUGCCUAGACAUCGGUUCAUGUCUGCAUAUGAGCAAAGGAUUGAGCCCCCAGACAGACGCUGGCAAUACCUUUUGAUGGCGGCAGAGCCCUAUGAAACCAUUGCUUUCAAGGUGCCAAGCAGAGAAAUUGACAAAGCAGAAGGAAAGUUUUGGACCCACUGGAACAGAGAAACCAAACAGUUUUUCCUUCAGUUCCAUUUCAAAAUGGAGAAGCCCCCAGCUCCCCAGAGCAUCCCUCCUGGACCCCCCACCGUGAAGAGGCCUCCACCGCCCCCACUGAUGAAUGGCUUGCCCCCACGACCACCUCUCCCGGACUCCAUGCCGCCACCACCUCCUCCUCCAGGCGGCAUGACCUUGCCACCUAUGCCUCCCUCUGGACCUGUACCGCCCCCAGCACCACCUCAGCUGCCACCAGCUCCUGGGGUACAUCCCCCUGCUCCUCUGCCCCCCAUGAUGAGACCACCGCUUCCUACAGAGGGGCCAGGAACUAUUCCCCCCCCACCUCCUUCCAACUGAAAAGCUCCUCCUGGACUCUUUUCCCAGUGGACUCCUUUUGAUUUGUGUUUAAUUACAAACAGUUAUUUGCUCAGAGGGAAAUCUUUGUCCUUUUUAUAUGCUAAUAGCUUUGCCUGCAUCCUGUAGGUUCAUUAAAAGUCUUUCUAUGUUGUUUUCUGUA
Mauremys reevesii (Reeves's turtle) is the source of this 1310-nucleotide messenger RNA. RefSeq names its product splicing factor 3a subunit 2 (gene SF3A2). The transcript is spliced from 9 exons. Gene Ontology annotation, biological process: spliceosomal complex assembly. Bases 200 to 1150 code for a protein of 316 amino acids. The record is from RefSeq and is a predicted model, not a curated record. Lineage: Eukaryota; Metazoa; Chordata; Testudines; Geoemydidae. Gene Ontology annotation, cellular component: catalytic step 2 spliceosome; U2 snRNP; nucleus. Gene Ontology annotation, molecular function: nucleic acid binding; zinc ion binding.